CGAAAUGAAACUUUUCCAAUUUAAGAUUUCCAAGACGUGAAAAUGAGUGUAGCUGACGGUUUUCCCAGAGGGAGAAACCCGCUCAGCUGUAGCCUGGCUGAGAGAAGUUAUCGACGAACUCCGUUUGAAGUUUUGUCCCAAUUAAGAGUUUUAUCCCGACGAGUUAUCCGCCUACAGUUAGCUGGUUAGCAUUAAGAUUCUGUCACAGUAGAGUUGAAGGGUGUGUCAUGUAAAACCAGUCAGGAUAUAACAUUUUGUGCGGUAUGAAGUAGGCCUAAGUUUGGUUGUUGUAACGAGCUGUUUAGCCGCACACCUGCCAGCUUAAUUGUGGCCUGAAAGUCGGUCAACAUGGCGGCUGUGGUGACGCUUAUGAGGCGGAUUGUGAUUCUUCAUGUUGACGAUGAGGAGCUGCCGUCUGCUGUCCUGAUCGUGUCUGAGGCCUCAUCGUGUCUGCACACCUGGAUGUUGGACUGCUCCAAGGAAGAAGGGUGGAAACGUCCCUGAAGAUGGACUGCAGGUGUGAAUAACGAUGACUCCCAUCCUCGCUGUUUGAACAUGCUGCUCGGGUAGCGAAGCCGGCUGAGAGGAGCGACUACCCUCUUACACUCAUCCCCCUGUGGACACACACACGCACACACACACACACACACAGUCGGCCCAGUUCGAGCACAACCAUGCUGAUCAAGGAGUAUCGCAUCCCCAUGCCGAUGAGCGUGGAGGAGUACCGCAUCGCUCAGCUCUACAUGAUCCAGAAAAAGAGCAGAGAGGAGAGCUGUGGCGAGGGCAGCGGCGUGGAGAUCCUGGAGAACAAGCCUUACGAGGACGGACCGGGAGGCUCGGGUCAGUACACCCACAAGGUCUACCACAUCGGCAAACACAUCCCAUCCUGGUUCUGUGCCAUCCUGCCUCAAGCUGCCCUUCGAGUGGAGGAGGAGUCCUGGAACGCCUACCCGUACACCCGGACCCGGUAUACCUGUCCCUUUGUAGAGAAAUUCUCUAUAGACAUUGAGACGUAUUAUAAACCAGACACUGGAAAUCAAGUGGAUGUCUUCAACAUGUCCUCUGCUGAGAAGAGACAGAGGACUGUGGACCCCAUAGACAUCGUAAAGGACUACAUCCCUCCUCACGAGUACCUGGCAGAAGAAGACCCCAAACUGUAUCAGUCAGUCAAGACCAAACGGGGUCCGCUGUCAGACGACUGGAUCGAGGAGAUCAACCAGAAUCCUGGACAAAGUCCUGUCAUGUGUGCCUACAAGCUCUGCAAAGUGGAGUUCAGAUACUGGGGCAUGCAGUCCAAGAUCGAACGCUUCAUCCACGACGUGGGCCUUCGUAAAGUGAUGGUUCGAGCCCACCGGCAGGCGUGGUGCUGGCAGGACGAGUGGUACGGCCUGACCAUCGAGGACAUCCGGCAGCUGGAGCUGGAGACCCAGCUGGCUUUAGCUAAGAAGAUGGCCCAGUACAGCCUCAGCGAAGAGGGCGGGACGGAGACCAAUGGCUCCUCGGUUAGCCAGGACCAGGAACAGGGAGCUGAGACCUCGGGAUCGGCCGCAGAGGCAGAAGGAGCGGGAGGAAAGAUGGGCGAUUCACUGGAGACACGAGGGGAGCUCACCAAGCAGUGGUCAACAUCCUCUCGAUCCUCCAACAGGUCGUCUAAGAGAGGCGGGAGUCCGUCUCACCAGAGCAUCUCGGAGUGGAGGAUGCAGAGCAUCGCACGAGACUCAGAGGACAGUACGGACGACGAGUUCUUCGAUGCUCACGAGGACUUUUCUGACAACGAGGAGAUGUUUGCCAAGGACAUCACAAAGUGGAGCUCCAACGAUCUGAUGGACAAGAUAGAAACAACAGAGGUGGAUGAAGCACAAGAAACGUUGUACCAGGAGUCGGGCAGGGAGUAUGCUGUCAUGAGUAAUGAGAGGCAGAUGGAGGACUGUUCGUCUCAGCAGUGUCUCCAGCCGUCCAAAAUUCACGUCCUCAUUCUGGUCCUGCAUGGAGGCAACAUUCUGGACACCGGCUCUGGUGAGCAGAACAGCAAGCAGGGAGACGUGAACACUCUGAGUGGGGCCUUUGAGACCGUGAUGAGGGUCCACUACCCCGCAGCGCUGGGCCGCAUCGCCAUCCGGAUGGUCCCCUGUCCCGCCGUGUGUGUCGACGCAUUCUCGCUAGUCUCCAACCUGAGCCCGUACAGCUACGACGAGGGCUGCCUCUCCAGCAGUCAGGACCACAUCCCUCUGGCUGCUCUGCCCCUCUUGGCUACAUCUGCGCCGCAGUACCAAGACGCCGUGGCAACCGUCAUCUUACGAGCCAAUCAGGUGUACAGUGACUUCAUCAAGUCUUUAGAGGGAGAGUCCUUCAAUGGACAGGUGUGUGUUAUUGGCGACUGUGUCGGGGGAAUCCUGGGGUUUGAUGCUCUGUGCAGCAGCUCUGUGACCGUGUCGGAAAGCCAGAACAGCAGCCGACGGGGCAGCACCAUCAGUGUACAGGACACAGACCUCCUGUCUCCAGGUAUCGUCAUAAACAGCGUCUCUCCUUCCUCGCCGUCCCUGGAAGGAAGCCGCCAUCUCAGUCGUAGCAACAUCGACAUCCCGCGCUGCUCAGGACCCGACGACCCCAAGAAACAACUUCCACGCAAGCGCAGCGACUCCUCCACGUACGAGCUGGACACCAUCAAACAUCACCAAGCCUUCCUGUCCAGUCUUCACUCCAGCGUGCUCCACGGGGAGCCCGGCUCAAGGCGCUCCAGCAACAGCACCAUGUUGGAAGGAGGCUCCUUGGGAAAGUUUGACUUCGAGGUGACGGACUUCUUCCUGUUCGGCUCCCCUCUGGGGCUGGUGCUCGCACUGAGGAAGACUGUGGUGCCCUCGAUAGAUGUGUCCGCCCUGCGUCCCGCCUGUCAGCAGGUUUACAACCUGUUCCAUCCAGCCGAUCCCUCGGCCUCCCGCCUCGAGCCUCUGCUGGACAAACGGUUCCACCUGCUGCCUCCCUUCAGUGUCCCCCGUUACCAGCGCUUUCCUCUGGGUGACGGCCACUCGGCUCUCUUGGUUGAGACUGUGCAGAGUAACCCUCAGCUUCUGAUGGAGUCCGGUGGUGCAGCGUCGCACCGCUGCCAGGAAAACGCCAUCAACGAGACCUCGAUCCCCGUGCCCGUCCUCAACUGGCAGGCCUCGCAGCUCCACGCGGAGAGUGAUUCUCUUCACUCACAUGCCUACGUGGACGGCCAGUAUCCAUCGUCCACAUCACCAGGGGUCCCUCACCUUCGUUUCACCCGCAGAGCCAGCGAGGCCAGCCUAGCCAGCCAGGUGUCGGGCUUGGCCGACUCCUACACCGCCUCCAACAUCGCCACGACACACAAACGUGAAGUCAGCCAAACUAAAAGGUCCAGUCUGCUGUCCCAGCUGGCUCUUCCCUACAAUAGAUUUGCCUCUCGGAGUGCGUCCUUGCGGUCGCGCCUGAAAACUCGUCAGGUGUUUCCGAGACCCAACGGCGUGGAGUCUGAGUCGCUCUCGGACCGUAGCUCUGACGUGAUCUCUGACCUCACCAAUGUCACGUCUGACAUCACAGACAUCAGCUCGGCGCCCCCGUCACCCAGGGUGCUGAAGAACGUAGAGCAAGUUGCCUCUCGGUGGUGGGGCAGUAAGCGGAUGGACUACGCCCUGUACUGCCCCGACGCCCUGACUGCCUUCCCCACAGUGGCUCUGCCUCAUCUCUUCCACGCAUCCUACUGGGAGUCUACAGACGUCGUCUCGUUCUUACUCAGACAGGUGAUGAGACAUGACAACUCGAGUAUUUUGGAGCUGGAUGGUAAAGAAGUGUCUGAAUUCACUCCAUCCAAACCUCGAGAGAAGUGGCUCCGCAAACGGACUCAUGUCAAAAUCAGGAAUGUGACGGCUAAUCACCGUGUGAACGACGCUGUGUUCACGGAGGACGGAGCCCAGAUGGUGAUGGGACGUUUCAUGUACGGCCCCCUGGACAUGGUCACCCUGACUGGAGAGAAGAUUGACAUCCACAUCAUGACCCAGCCCCCCUCUGGAGAGUGGGUGUACUUUGACACCGAGCUCACCAACAGCAGUGGACGCGUCUCUUAUGUAAUCCCUGAGAACAAAAGGCUCGGGAUCGGCGUGUAUCCCGUCAAAAUGGUGGUCAGGGGGGACCACACCUUUGCAGACAGCUAUCUCACCAUCGUACCGCGAGGAACGGAGUUCGUCGUGUUCAGCAUCGACGGCUCGUUCGCUGCCAGCGUUUCCAUAAUGGGCAGCGACCCAAAGGUUCGAGCCGGAGCUGUGGAUGUGGUGAGAUACUGGCAGGAUCUGGGCUACUUGAUCGUGUAUGUGACGGGUCGGCCUGACAUGCAGAAGCAGCGAGUGGUGGCCUGGCUCUCGCAGCAUAACUUCCCUCAUGGCAUCGUUUCCUUCUGCGACGGGCUGGUCCACGACCCGCUCCGACACAAGGCCAACUUCCUCAAGUCCCUCAUCAACGAGGCCCACAUGAGGAUCUUUGCAGCCUACGGCUCCACCAAGGACAUCUCGGUGUACUCGUCCAUCGGCCUGCCUCCGUCUCACAUCUACAUAGUGGGGAGGCCCACGAAGAGGAUGCAGCACCAGUGUCAGUUCAUUCCGGACGGAUACGCUUCCCACCUGUCCCAGCUCGAGUACAACCAGAGGUCCCGUCCCGCCAAGUCCGCGAGCACCCGCAUGGUCCUCCGCAAGGGCAGCUUCGGGUUGGGCGCCGCCGGAGGAGACUUCCUUCGCAAACGCAAUCACAUCUUUCGCACCAUCUCCUCUCAGCAGCCCGGAGGGGCGGGGUCGGCCUCGCCCAACCAGCCGGGCCGGACUGAGCGCACGCUGAGCCAGUGCGACAUGGAGCGCGAGCGAGGAGUCGGGCCGGCGACCCAGAGGAGUAUGAGUAUCGCUGCAGGAUGCUGGGGCCGCAGCGGGAGCACUAAGGAGGGCAGCGGAGGGUUACUCGGCCCUAAAUAAGGUUCAGAACGGAGCUGUGGUGUUGAAGGACCCGGCCUGGGCCACAAUGAUCUCUGGACUGGACACAAGUGGGGGGGGGGGGGUUAGUGGUUUUAGAAAUGAAAGGUGAGGGAUGUAACGUGAGCAUAGAACGGGGAUUACUGUCCAGGAGGAGUGGACUAAUCAGGUCAUGUGGGAUCCAGCGAACAAAAGACAAUUCCGUAGCAUGACUCUUUUACAGUAAUACUUUUAUAGGAUACAUCACUAUUUAAAAAAAGACAAGGAGGGAUUAAAUGAAAUAUUGUAAGCCUUAAACUAAUCUCGUAUAACGGGACAAACCCCCACCUCCCCUUUCCGCACACGCACACACACACACGCACACACACACACACACACUGUCCUAGCAUCCACAGUCAUGAGCUCAGGACAAACUGCAGAUUCAAACAGUCGAGCACGGGUUUGACGCCAAGCUGAUUGGCAGCCAUGUCAGAAAUGACUUUCAGUUCUGUUUCUGUCCCACUGUCAGCUGAGCGACAUGUUUCACACACACACACACACACAC
This is a messenger RNA of Scatophagus argus, 5514 nucleotides long. Its product is annotated as membrane-associated phosphatidylinositol transfer protein 2-like. Gene Ontology annotation, biological process: phospholipid transport. The record is from RefSeq and is a predicted model, not a curated record. Lineage: Eukaryota; Metazoa; Chordata; Actinopteri; Scatophagidae. Gene Ontology annotation, cellular component: cytoplasm. The coding region runs from base 675 to 4973 and encodes 1432 amino acids. The transcript has 29 exons. Gene Ontology annotation, molecular function: phosphatidylinositol binding; metal ion binding; phosphatidylcholine intramembrane carrier activity.